AUGGCUGCUGAAGGGUUGUACUCUCUAGGGCAAACCGUGUCUAAAAAAGGAAAAUCUGUGGCAUCUAAAACUGUCAAUGCUUCCCACUCUAAGAAGUAUGAUGAUGCAAAUGAUGUGAUUGACCUCGAGGAUCAUAGGUCUGAUGAUCAAGAGGAUAUCUUACUUCAUCACUUAAAGUCAAGUGUGGCUAAACGCGUGAAGACUCGAAAAGGAAGAUAUGUGGCUGAAAUUAUGUCAGCUAGAAAAGCUAAGAAGACUGCUGGUAUUGGUCCCUCUAAAUCUUGGAGCAAGGUUGAAGUGAAGAAGAGGAAGGUCGGAGAAGAUUCUGAGCCUGAAGAGGAUGUUGAGGAAGAUGUCCCUGACAUCUCGCCUGUGAAGAAAACCACUGCUAGGAAAUCUCCUGUUAAAGUUCAUGUUGUUCCUUUGGAUAAUAUCUCUUUCCAUCUGGAGGAUGGAGCUGCCAAGUGGAAAUUUUUGAUUCAAAGAAGGGUGGCUGUGGAAAGGGAGGUUGGAAAAGAUGUUGCUGAUGUCAAGGAGGUCAUGGACCUAAUAAAGGUUGUUAGGUUGUUGAAGACUGUGGUUGGGUUCUCUCAAUGCUAUGAGGGAAGAAAAAUUAAGGGUGCAGGUGAAUUGGAAGCUAUAGACAAUGAGGUCUGUAGAGAGAUUAUAGCUAGGAAGGUGAAAGGUUGGCCUAUUAAAAAGCAUCUUCCUGCUGGGAAGUUGACUGUCAAGUAUGUUAUAUUGCGUAAAAUAGGAGCUGCAAAUUGGGUCCCUACGAACCAUAUUUUCACCAUUGCUAAUACCCUUGGAAGGUUUAUUUUUGCUGUUGGAACCAAAGCUGAAGGUGAAAAUAUUGAACAUGCUAAGGAAGCUGAAGCCCACACCUCUAGUGAGAUGUCUGAAAACAAUGAUGAGACAAGUGGCAAUUCUAUUUUUGGUGUUGAUGAAGCUGCAAGCUCAAGCUCUAUUGAUUAG
Lathyrus oleraceus (garden pea) is the source of this 975-nucleotide messenger RNA. RefSeq lists its product as uncharacterized. The record is from RefSeq and is a predicted model, not a curated record. Lineage: Eukaryota; Viridiplantae; Streptophyta; Magnoliopsida; Fabales; Fabaceae. The transcript is spliced from 3 exons. The coding region runs from base 1 to 975 and encodes 324 amino acids.